Pararge aegeria (speckled wood butterfly) is the source of this 999-nucleotide messenger RNA. Its product is annotated as hepatocyte nuclear factor 3-beta-like. The transcript has 5 exons. Gene Ontology annotation, molecular function: cis-regulatory region sequence-specific DNA binding; DNA-binding transcription factor activity. The coding region runs from base 7 to 669 and encodes 220 amino acids. NCBI's taxonomy places the organism in Eukaryota, Metazoa, Arthropoda, Insecta, Lepidoptera, Nymphalidae. The record is from RefSeq and is a predicted model, not a curated record. Gene Ontology annotation, cellular component: nucleus. Gene Ontology annotation, biological process: regulation of DNA-templated transcription.
GUGGUCAUGUCAGUCAUGGCAAGCAAGACGGUGAGCGAAAAAGCGAAAUGGCGGAGAAGAAAAUGCUCGAAACCUGAUGAGGACAAUGACUGUGCAAGUCUUGCUUGGCUUCUAAACUUUAGACUUGAUGAGUUCGUAAACGUAAAGGUCCCAGAUGACGAGCCCUUGGAAGACUUAAAAGUAAUUGUAAGUCCCGAGGCUCCUCCCGUAGCCAAGAAGCCACCGUUCACAUAUCCGGAACUGAUUGAGAAAGCUUUGAGGGAACGAGGGGAGUUGACUGUGUCUGCGAUUUACCAGUGGAUAUCAGAUCAUUACCCCUACUACAAAGUAAACGACGAACGCUGGAAGAAUUCCGUGCGGCACAACCUGUCCAUCAAUCCACACUUCCGCAAAGGCGCCCGGGCAUCCCAGGGUGCUGGUCAUCUGUGGUCACUCGCUGCUAAUGCCAUCGACCUUCUGCCACUAAGGAACCACACGUAUGACAAGACUGAAGAGGUUCUCGAGGCGCAUAUCAUUGAUUGUCCUAAGGUAAUAGUUUUGGAUGAAGCCGCCAUCGCUGCAGCCAGCAUUAUUCCAGACCAAGACAUAUUUAUGGGCAGCACAAUGUUUCUCAAUCCAGUAUCGACGGAACAGGUGGUACGAGAAUGUGGCCUCAUAACCGGCAUGUGAGAAGCCAUUGCGACCUUAUUAUAGUGAUUAGUUUGAUAAUUAUUUUAAUUACGUAAAUCCGUAAUUGAGUACGCAAUUUUAAAAAAUGUGACGCCUGGAACCUGGGGCUCCAAGAGGUUACAUGUCUAACUGAAAAGGUUACGCACAUACUAUGGAUAAAUAAAAAACAAUGCAGUCCAUUGCUUAAAUUGUGAUUAUCUAACUACUGAAAUAAACUGACAUUUGCUAAUGUAAAAUAAUCCUGGCAUGUUUAUUAGUGACCGUUUAGUUGUUAUUUAACUUGCACUUGCAUAAAGUCUUGAAUGACAUAUUAAUCUUUUUUUUUCUAUU